CUUUGCCUCUCAGAGCCUAGCGGGCAACGGCUUCUUCAAAACCUCCCGUCAGCUUUCGGCUCUUUUCCUAUUCCAGUAACCCGCGUCCUCGCAGACCUCAACGUCGAAUGAUGCCACCCGCAAAACUCACAUACAGUACAGUACAUACAUAGUCAGCCUUUAUUAUCCGCCAAUGAGGCGUGAGCUGAUAUGAAUCGGAGCUGAUGAAUAAGGACUGGACUGUGAUAAAAGAGAACAGAAGCUCGAGGAGAUCCCUCAAUCAUCGGAACCGCUAUCUUCUGCUGCUGCUGCUGCUGCCCGAAGGGAGCUCGCUUUGUCCUUUUCCAAUGACAGUCUCACUGUCACUGAUGCCCUUGACCCCACUUCUAUUAAUUAUGCGGCUCCUCAGCUCCCGGCGUGCCCAGAACGUCGUUACGAGCUUUCCGGUUGCUCGGAGUAUCCUGCCUGUAGGAUCCUAUGAUGAGGGCUGAAUUCUAGAACGUCUCUCAAAUUAUGAGUCUCCAUCAUGUGACACCCUCCUGAGUCUCUGCUCCAUUUCGGUAUCCAUCUUGGGUUGAGAUUGGGCUUCACCUUUCUGAAAG
This is a messenger RNA of Neurospora hispaniola, 581 nucleotides long. RefSeq lists its product as uncharacterized. The transcript has a single exon. The record is from RefSeq and is a predicted model, not a curated record. NCBI's taxonomy places the organism in Eukaryota, Fungi, Ascomycota, Sordariomycetes, Sordariales, Sordariaceae. Bases 204 to 470 code for a protein of 88 amino acids.